Messenger RNA from Folsomia candida, 1671 nucleotides. Its product is annotated as botryococcene synthase. The transcript has 4 exons. Gene Ontology annotation, biological process: biosynthetic process; farnesyl diphosphate metabolic process. Gene Ontology annotation, cellular component: endoplasmic reticulum membrane. The coding region runs from base 252 to 1448 and encodes 398 amino acids. Lineage: Eukaryota; Metazoa; Arthropoda; Collembola; Entomobryomorpha; Isotomidae. The record is from RefSeq and is a predicted model, not a curated record. Gene Ontology annotation, molecular function: squalene synthase [NAD(P)H] activity.
AAACCAUAAGACGAAUUGUUCCAUUUCUACUUUUUACUACUAAACCAUACAAUCCGUUUAGUAAUAACUCAAAGUUAGUGAGAAUGGGAUCGUGACGUUUUCAAUUACCUGACUAAAGAAAUAAGCGUUGCUCUUUAUUAAAAUCUUUACUAAGGAAGAGCGAAGGUGAGAAAUUUACCAAUUUUGUUUGACUGUUCUAUCUUUCAUAGAUUCUAUGUACACAUUGAAGAAGAUUUCCUAAGAAGUGAAAAAUGGCCCCAAAAGUUGGGGUGAAGGAGGUGUCAAUUCACAACUUUGCCUUCAUGCCAUUCCGCCUCCUCUCCUUCGUCACCCUGGUCAAAUUCUUCUUCAAGAGGUACAAGAGGCCCGGGCUGGAUCAAAAUCCCGCCAUGGAGUGGUGCUAUGAAACCCUCGUCAUGCAGAGUAAACCGUAUUCCUACAUUAUCGCCCAACUCCCCGAGAAUCUGAAGGAUGUCUUUGUUGUGUGCUACCUCUGGGCGAGGACGGCGGACACGAUCGAGGAUGACUACAACAUUCCGGAAAGUAAAAGGUUUGAAGAUCUCACAGAAAAAUAUCCCCUACUAUUGAGAGAUAACGAACUGGGGGGUUUCACGAGCGAUGUGGAAUACGGUAUGAAUCCCGCAGAAAAAUAUCUUAUGAAAAACACCACCAAGUUACAAGCGGCUUUUAGCACGCUUUCCGCCGCUUAUCGUUCCCUCAUUCGAACCACAAUGUCCAACUUUGCCUCCUUAGCGGGGAGAUUCCUGGCCCUCCCGACACCCGAAAAGGUCGCGACCUUCGCCGACCUUGAAGCGUACAGCUGGGCCGUAGCCGGCCUGUUUGAACACCUUUACAUCGAAUGUCUCAUCGAGUCUGGAACCAUGGAUCGGGACGAAAUCUUCGAACGACUUGCUGCUGUCGGGUACGACUACGAUUUGGCACGACUUACCCAAUUCUGUCGGGUUAUCCGAGACAUCGCUGAGGACGUCUUGCUCCCCAUUCCGCGUCUUUACUGGCCAACGGACCUCGUGACUAAAUACUGCGAGAGCCACGCGGCCCUCUUGAAUCCCCAAAAUGUCACCGCGGCAACGAAAUGUCUCAACGAAAUGAUCUUCUACACGCUAAACCAUGUCGAGAAAGCCAUCACAUGUCUGAAAGUACUCAGCACAGCGCUUCCCGCCUCCUUCAGGGCAAGUUCCACCAACUUUUUACGGGAUUUCGCCUCUCUCGUGGUCCAGUAUAAUAAUCCGGACACGUUCAAGUACCAGAUCAAGAUAGGCUAUCUCGAAAUGGCAAAUAUUGUCAAGCACAACGAGAAUUUUAAGGACACUGCGAUCUUGGCGAAGGAGUUUGCUCAUAUCAUUUUGCAAAAAGUGGGGAAGGACGAUCCCAAUGCGGAAGAGCUUAUUAAGAAAUUGUACCACAUUAUUUAUCUGUGUGAGGUUUAAUUAUGUUAGAAUUAAAUUUUUUAGUUUGCUCUUAAAUAUUUGUAUGUAUGUAACUUCAAUGUUUUGCUCAGGAGAACAUUUUUUAGAUUAUCAAUUGACAUAAGAUGCUCACUAGUUAUUCAUGCAAUAAAAACUACAAAUCAAUCUGAAUUUCUAAUAUCAAACCAAAGUAUGUGUAGGACAUUCAAAUAUAAAAUGCAAAUACGCCUGGUGGCGUAUAUAG